Molecule: messenger RNA, 4931 nt
Organism: Chelmon rostratus (copperband butterflyfish)
Lineage: Eukaryota; Metazoa; Chordata; Actinopteri; Chaetodontiformes; Chaetodontidae
Gene: ncoa2
Product: nuclear receptor coactivator 2
Exons: 22
Coding region: 230-4867 (1545 amino acids)
Biological process (GO): positive regulation of transcription by RNA polymerase II; cellular response to hormone stimulus
Cellular component (GO): nucleus
Molecular function (GO): nuclear receptor binding; protein dimerization activity
Source: RefSeq, a predicted model, not a curated record
GCACAGCAGGAGUAACAUGGCGGCACAGUUAGCCAGCAGAAAUGUUGUUUCACUACCGCGAAGGUCAGAGCUGCGCCUCGUAAACGGAAUUUAACAGCGAGGACACAGCCGAAAGUAUUAAAUCCAGGAAGAAGUGGAUGAUGCGUAAAGGUUUCCUAGCAUUACCGUCUUGCAGCAAUGGCCUGAGGGACUCUCUGGACUGAAACCAAGACGCUGAUAUGCAUUGAGGAUGAGUGGAGUCGGUGAAAACUCGUCUGACCCUGCCAGGGCAGAGUCGCGGAAACGCAAAGAAUGUUCUGCCGAACUUCUAGGACCCAGUCCAAAGCGGAGCAACGAGAAGCGCAACCGCGAGCACGAGAACAAAUACAUUGAAGAGCUCGCCGAGCUGAUCUUCGCCAACAUCAACGACAUCGACAACUUCAACGUCAAGCCUGACAAAUGUGCAAUCCUGAAGGAAACUGUGAAACAGAUCAGACAAAUAAAGGAGCAAGAAAAGGCUGCAGCAGCGAAUGAGGAGGAGGUACAGAAGGCUGAUGUCUCAUCAACAGGCCAAAGUGUGAUUGACAAAGAUGCCUUGGGACCAAUGAUGCUGGAGGCCCUGGAUGGCUUCUUCUUUGUGGUGAACAUGGAGGGCAACAUUGUGUUCGUGUCUGAGAAUGUGACCCAGUACCUGCGCUACAACCAGGAGGAGCUGAUGAACACCAGUGUCUACAGCGUGCUGCACGUCGGGGAUCACGCUGAGUUCAUCAAGAACCUGCUGCCCAAAUCCCUCGUGAACGGCGUCCCGUGGUCCAGCGAGGGUCCGAGGAGGAACAGUCACACGUUCAACUGCCGGAUGCUGGUCAACCCCCACAGCGAGAGCCAGGAUGAGCCGCACGAGCACGAGCCUCAGCAGCAGAAAUACGAGACCAUGCAGUGUUUCGCUGUUUCCGAGCCCAAGUCCAUCAAGGAGGAAGGAGACGACUUUCAGUCGUGCCUGAUCUGUGUGGCUCGCAGGGUGCCAAUGAAGGAAAGACCUAUGCUUCCCACGCAUGAGAGUUUCACCACGCGCCAGGACCUGCAAGGUAAGAUAACGUCCCUGGAUACCAGUCUCCUGCGGGCAUCCAUGAAGCCGGGCUGGGAGGAUCUGGUGAGGCGCUGCAUCCAGAGGUUCCACCUACAGAAUGACGGCGAGAUGUCUUUUGCCAAGAGACAUCAGCAGGAAGUGCUCCGCCAUGGCCAGGCGUUCAGCCCCAUCUACCGUUUCUCCCUCUCUGAUGGAACCAUCGUCUCAGCCCACACUAAAAGUAAACUGGUGCGCUCGCCCGCCACCAACGAACCCCAGCUCUACAUGUCACUGCACAUUCUUCAGAGGGAGCAAACAGUAUGUGGAAUGGGCCAGGACAUGGGUCCUGGCAGUCAGGCUACAGGGAUGGCUCCCAAACCAAUGAACUCCUCCACUCCUUCCAUGACUCCUCCAACCCCAGGCAGUUUGCCAGGCUCCGGGCCUCAGGGCCAAGACACUACCAUCAGCAGCAACAGCACGCCUUUUUCCCCUCCAGGCCCUGCUGGCCCCAGAGAGCCAGCAGCCAUGGGGGGCCAUAUGCAGGGCUACCGUUUUGGCUGUCCCCCACCACACAACCACACUGGGGGCAUGCAGCCGCCACAGCAGGGCCCUAAUUGGAGGAUGAACAGCCCCUCUCGUGCUAGCCCCAGCCCAGCCGGUGGGCCCCAUCCACCUCAACAGAACUCUAUGCUGUCGCCCAGGCACCGAGGUAGUCCUGGGGGUGCGGGCAGCCCCCGUGUAGCAGGUGGCCUGCACUCACCCUCCCCAGUGGGCAUGUGUGGUGGAGGGCCUGGAGGUGCAGGUAGUAGUAGCACGACAAGCACGCAUGCUAACAGCUACACUAGCAGUUCUUUGUCAGCUCUGCAGGCCCUUAGUGAGUGCCAUGGUGUUGGACAUGGGCAUGGGCCCCCUCAUGCGCACACACUGGGGUCUCCAGACCGGAAAAUAGGCUCCCCAGCUGCGGUCACACAAGGGUCAGGAGUUAACACUCAUCUGAUGUCAAAACUUGGAGGAGGCAGUGGCGCUACUGGUGGCACAGGAGACUCAUUUGGACCUCACACAGAGGUGGGUCAGGCGCACCCCCAGGGCCAGACAGAGAGCAACCUAGCUGAGCCCAAAGAGGAGAGGGAGGGCCCCUCUGAGGGCCACGACGCUCACAACCGUCUUCACGACAACAAGGGCCACACCAAGCUACUGCAACUGCUCACCACCAAGCCAGAGCCUCUGGAGACACCCCUCUCCCCUGGUGCAGGAGGUGAGGGCAAGGACCAGGCUGGAACAGGGGUCCGGGGUGGCCACACUGGAGGGAACACUCAUGCCACAUCCCUUAAAGAAAAACACAAAAUCCUCCACCAGCUGCUUCAGAACAGUACGUCUCCUGUAGACCUGGCUAAACUCACUGCAGAGGCUACGGGCAAAGAGCUGGGUCAAGACCAAGCCCAGGGUGCUGGUAGUACAGCUUCUGGGGCAGACAUAGCUCCCAAGCAGGAGCCCCUAAGCCCUAAGAAGAAAGACAAUGCCCUGCUGCGCUACCUACUGGAUAAAGAUGAUACUGUACUGAAAGACAAGGUCCCUAAAUUGGAGCCCGGGGAGGUGAAGGUCGAAGGGGGCAAACACCCCCUUGUCAAGGCAGAGAAACAGGACACAGGAUACGACCGUGCUGAACAGUCGUCAGAGCUGGACGACAUCCUGAACGACCUGCAGAAUGCUCAGCCGCAGCUCUUCUGUGAGCCGCGGCCCGUCUCUUUGCCCAGCCCCAUGGACAAACAGAACAUCAUCAAUGACAUCCUGCAGAUGUCGGAGACCAAUCCUGCAAUGGCGCCGCAGCAGCCGCACAGGGGCAUCGGGACCGGCAUGGGCCCAACGAACUUCGGAGGUGUCCGACCAAGCCAGCCAGGCAGGGGUCUGCCUGUCAGGAGCGUGUCUCUGGACAUGAAUGUGUCCCCUCAGCAGCCCUCACUACAGUACCCCAUAAGGGCCACAAGCCCAUACACUCUCAUACAGCAACAACAGCAGCAAGGCAUGGUGGGAAGUCACGGCAUGAUUGCUAACCAGGCCGGUAUGGUCAGCACAGGACUGAUGGCACCAGGUGGUCUACGGCCAGGCAUGCAGCAACAGGAGGGCUGGGUGGGUUCAGCCUCCGCCCCUCCUCUAGGAGCCUCGGGCCCUGGGCAGCAAGGUGCAAUGCAGGCCAGGAUGGGGCCUAACAGUGCUCCCAUGAGACCCAACAGCCAGCCAGGGCCCCGACAGAUGCUCCAGUCCCCAAUGAUGGCCAAUGCCCAACCUGAUAUGGAUAUUGGCAUGGCCGGACACCAUUUCUCCCAGCAACAGGCUCCACCCAACCAGACUGCCCCCUGGCCAGACAGCAUGAUGCCCAUCGACCAGACAGCUUUUGUAAACCAGGCCAGGCCGGUGCAUGCACCACCACAGGAUGAUUUGCUGUGUAGUACGGGGCUCGGCUCUGGUGAUGGCAAUGCAGUAGACGAGGGGGCUCUGAUGUCCCAGUUGUACACCGCGCUCAAAGACUUUGAUGGCCUGGAGGAGAUUGAUCGUGCACUGGGGAUCCCUGCUCUGGUAGAACAGAGCCAAUCACUGGAGCCAGAGCAGUUCCCCCAAGACCCCUCCAUGAUGAUAGACCAAAAGCCCCCCAUGUACACCCAGCAAUUUGGUCCCCCACCAUCCCACAUGGCCCAAAGGGGCUACCCCGGUGCUGCCAUGCAAGAGCAAGGCUUCCACCCCAUGUCUGGCCAGAUGGGUCCACGGCCGGGUUACUCCAUGAUGAGGAUGCAGGCCCGGCCCGGACUCAGGCCCACCGGGGUCGUCCCCAACCAGCCCAACACGCUACGACUGCAGCUCCAGCACCGGCUACAGUCGCAGCAGAACCGUCAACCAAUGAUGACUCAGAUGAGUAGUGUGUCAAAUGUGAACCUACCUCUUCGGGCCAAUGCUCCAAACCAGGGGACCAUCAAUGCUCAGAUGUUGGCACAGCGUCAGCGGGAGCUGCUGAGUAACCACUUGAGACAGAGGCAGCAGCAGCAGCAGGCCCAGCAGGUCCAGCAGCAACGGAGCAUGGCCAUGAGGGCCCAGGGUCUCAACCUGCCUCCCAACAUGGCUGCCGGAGGCAUGAGUAACCCCCGGAUCCCCCAGGCCAACCCCCAGCAGUUCCCCUACCCGCCCAGCUACGGUACCAGUACAGGCCUGGCCUCGCCACCUCCCUCUACCAGCCCCUUCUCCUCCCCUCUCUCCCCCAGCCUGCCCUCUCUCCCCCCCAACCCCCAGCUCCACCUGCAUGGCACCUCCUCCUCUUCCUCCACCUCCUCCUCCUCCUCACAGAUGAUGAUGGGAAACACAAACAUGAUGGGCGGACAGUACGGGGCCGUACUCAGCCCCCAAAUGCAGCACAGUGCCUUUCAGUUUCCCAACUCAGGUAUGAGCCAGCAGGCAGACGGAGGCUUUGGAGGUCCCGGCACACCACAGAGCCCCCUGCUCUCUCCACGCAUGGCCCACACACAGUCCCCAAUGAUGCAGCAAGGCCAAGGAAACGCUGCUUUCCAGGGCUCCCCUGACAUGAACGGCUGGCCGCAGGGCAACAUGGGAGGCAACAGUAUGUUCUCACAGCAGCAGGCGUCACCGCAGUUCACCCAGCAGAAUAACAGCAACAUGUACAACGGCAAUGGCAUGAACCUCAACAACGUCUCCAUGGCCACCAACAUGGCAACCAGCAGCAUGGGCCAGAUGGCCGGACAGAUGAGCGUCACGUCCAUGGCCUCAGGGCCCUCACCCGGCUUGCCCUCCAUGGGGCAAGAACAGAAAUACUGUUGACCCUCAUGGAGUUCUUAACCUGAACCUCAGUGAUCAGCUGGUGCAAGGAGCACGUCGGCCCCUU